UGCGCAUGCGCGGCACAGUGAGUCAGGAGUCUCCGCUUGGCACCCGCCAGAGGCCUUCUCCUCACCACCUCACCUCACCACCCUCACCUCACCACCCUCACCUCACCACCUCCUCACCCUCCUCACCACCUCCUCCACCGUCACCUCGUCGUCGGCUCGCGCAAGGCCGCUCGCCAUGCUCAUCACGCUCAAGACGCUGCAGCAGCAGACAUUCAGGGUGGACGCCGACCCCGAUGAGACGGUGAAGGGCUUCAAGGAGAAGAUCGAGGCAGAGAAGGGAGCAGACGCCUUCCCGGCCUCGGGGCUCAAGUUAAUUUACGCAGGCAAGAUCCUGAACGACGAGUCGACGCUCAGGGAGUACAAGAUCGACGACAAGAACUUCGUGGUCGUCAUGGUGGGCAAGGGCGCGGCAGGAGCUCAGACCAGCGGUGCCACCAGCAGCAGCACCAGCAGCAGCGCCGCCGCCGCUGCACCCCCGCCGCCACGCAGGAACCAGCGGCGCCAGCCCCGUGGCGGCCGCACCGCCCGCCAGCCGGCCCUCCGCGGAGGCCGGCGCCGCGCCAGCAACACAGCCCGCGCCCAGCUGGGGCAUGACAGGCCAGGCCUACGAAACAUGGUGCAGGAGAUGGUGCUCAUGGGCUACGAGCGCGAGCGCGUCGUGGCGGCGCUGCGCUCCAGCUUCAACAACCCCGACCGCGCCGUCGAGUACCUCCUCACGGGCAUGCAGGAAGGCGAGGGGCUGGCUGCAGACGCUCCCGCUGAGAGCCAGCAGCAGCGGCAGCAGCAGCGGCAGGCGGCUUCCGCGCCCAGCGCCCCGGCCGCCUCGGGCACCACCAGCAGCAGCAGCACGGCGAGUACCGGUGGCACCGCGUCGCAGGGCUCCAGAUCCGGCAACCCGCUGGAGUACCUGCGGAACCAGGCACAGUUCCGCUACAUGCGGCGCGCCGUGCAGCAGAACCCCGGCCUGCUGCCCGCCCUGCUGCAGGAGCUGGGCGUCCAGAACCCUCAGCUGCUUGCGGAGAUCAGCCAGUACCAGGAGGAGUUCAUCCACAUGCUCAACGAGCCGGGCGAGGAGGGCGCCGAGGAGCCCGGCGCCGACGAGCCGGGCGCAGACCGGCCGCAGGUCAUCCAGGUCACGCCCGACGAGAUGGACGCCAUCGAGAGGCUCAUGGGCCUGGGCUUUGAGCGGCGCCUGGCGAUGGAGGCCUACUUUGCCUGCGACAAGAACGAGAACCUGGCGGCAAACUUCCUCCUACAGCACAUCGUGGACGACGACUGAGUCCACCAUCGCCCCUCCC
Lethenteron reissneri (Far Eastern brook lamprey) is the source of this 1298-nucleotide messenger RNA. RefSeq names its product UV excision repair protein RAD23 homolog B-like. Gene Ontology annotation, biological process: nucleotide-excision repair; proteasome-mediated ubiquitin-dependent protein catabolic process. NCBI's taxonomy places the organism in Eukaryota, Metazoa, Chordata, Hyperoartia, Petromyzontiformes, Petromyzontidae. The record is from RefSeq and is a predicted model, not a curated record. Gene Ontology annotation, molecular function: polyubiquitin modification-dependent protein binding; damaged DNA binding; proteasome binding. Gene Ontology annotation, cellular component: nucleoplasm; cytosol.